Molecule: messenger RNA, 4964 nt
Organism: Trifolium pratense (red clover)
Lineage: Eukaryota; Viridiplantae; Streptophyta; Magnoliopsida; Fabales; Fabaceae
Product: pentatricopeptide repeat-containing protein At1g69290-like
Exons: 3
Coding region: 204-2195 (663 amino acids)
Molecular function (GO): protein binding
Source: RefSeq, a predicted model, not a curated record
CGCUCUAACCAACUGAGCUAUUCCAGCUUUGUUGUUUAAACUUGGAUACUAAUUAUAUUCAUUUCAAUGCAAUUUACGCGACAAAGCCAUUUUACAGACACACAGUAUCGGUAUCAGAGAGGAGAAGAGAACGGUGAAGACUGAAACUAGCAAUCGAAAACGCAACAACAUGCUUCAAUUCAUGAAUGAAUGAAUGAAGAAAAAUGGCGAAAAAACUUUUGAAAUUGAAUGUUCCAUGUAGAAGAAGAUCAUUCUCCUCUGAAACUCCCUCUCUUUACUCAUUCCUUCAACCUUGUUUGUUUUCCAUCAACAACAACAAAUCUCAUGUUUAUGAUGAUGAUAAUGAACCCCAAAAUCUCCCAACUUCAGCACCACAAUCACUCUCUCUCACACCUAACCAACUUACUACUCUUCAAACAACUCUCCACAAAUCCCUCAUCACUACUCAAACUGAUGAAGCUUGGAAAUCAUUCAAAACCCUCACUACCCACCAUUCCUUCCCACCUAAACCCCUCACCAAUUCCCUUCUCACCCACUUAUCCUCUCUUGGUGACAUUCACAAUCUCAAAAGAGCUUUUGCAUCUACCAUCUUUCUCAUUCAAAAGAAUCCCAACCUUCUCCAUUUCGAUACAAUCCAUACCAUACUUCUUUCAAUGAAGUCUGCCAACACUGCUUCCCCUGCUUUUGCACUUGUUAAGACAAUGUUCAAAAACAGAUUUUUUAUUCCUUUUCAUUCGUGGGGCAGUCUGCUCGUUGAUAUUGCUAGGAACAAUGGUAACCUUGCUGCUUUCUUGCCUCUUUUUGAAGAGAAUUGCAGGGUUGCUUUCGAUGAGAAGUUGAAUUUCAUGAUGCCUGAUGUUUCUGCUUGUAAUGCUGCUCUUGAAGCUUGCUGUUUUCACCUUGAAUCGGUAAGCGAUGCUGAGAGAGUUGUUGGAAUAAUGUCAAAUCUUAGUGUUAAGCCUGAUGAGUUUAGUUUUGGAUUUCUUGCUUAUUUAUAUGCACUUAAAGGUUUACAAGAUAAGAUAGAUGAGUUAAAAGUUUUGAUGACUGGUUUUGGUUACUCAAAAAACUAUAAAUGCUUUUAUUCUAAUUUGAUUAGUGGGUAUGUUAAGUCUGGUAAUUUAGCUUUUGUGGAGUCGACUAUUCUGAGUAGUCUGAAUGAUCGAGAUGGGGGGGAAGUUUGGAAAUUUGAUAGAGACACUUUUUGUUUAGUAAUUAAGGAAUAUCUUCAGAAGGGAAAUAUUAAGGGUUUAGCUAAUUUGAUUAUUGAAGCUCAGAAAUUAGAGUCUUCAAAUAUCAAAGUUGAUGAGUCUAUAGGUUUUGGUAUUGUUAAUGCAUGUGUUAGUAUUGGACUUUCGGAUAAAGCACACAGUAUUCUUGAUGAAAUGAAUGCUUUGGGAGGCUCGGUGGGUCUUGGGGUCUAUGUACCCAUCUUAAAGGCUUACUGCAAAGAAAAUCGAACUGCUGAGGCUACUCUAUUGGUGGUGGAUAUUAGUAGUUCUGGUCUUCGGUUGGAUGUGGAAACCUACGAUGCUCUGAUAGAAACGUCCAUGUCCGGUCAAGACUUUCAGUCGGUCUUUUCUCUGUUUAGGGACAUGAGAGAGGCGAGGGUUCUUGAUUUGAAAGGGAGUUACUUGACUAUAAUGACAGGUUUGAUGGAGAAUAAUCGACCUGAGUUGAUGGCAGCUUUCUUAGAUGAAGUGGCUGAGGAUCCUCGUAUUGAAGUUGGUACUCACGAUUGGAAUUCUAUAAUCCACGCUUUUUGUAAAGCUGGGAGACUAGAAGAUGCACGGAGGACUUUCCGAAGGAUGACAUUCCUGCAAUUUGAGCCAAAUGAUCAGACAUACUUGUCACUGAUUAACGGAUAUGUUUCGGCACAGAAAUAUUUUGAUGUAAUGAUGUUGUGGAAUGAGGUUAAGCGCAAGUUAUCGGUGGAUGGACCAAAGCGGAUCAAAUUUGACCAAAAUCUGGUUGAUGCAUUCCUGUAUGCUAUGGUCAAGGGAGGUUUCUUUGAUGCUGUGAUGCAAGUUGUGGAGAAAUCUAAAGAGAUGAAAAUAUUUGUUGAUAAGUGGAGAUACAAACAAGCAUUCAUGGAGACCCAUAAAAAGCUCAAAGUGGCCAGGUUAAGAAAAAAGAAUAUUAGAAAAAUGGAAGCGCUUAUUGCUUUCAAGAAUUGGGCUGGCUUAAAUGCGUGAGCUAUAUGCACUGGUGCGUGGCUACUGCUUAUCUCAAGGAUUAAACCAUGACUUCUGGAUAAAACAGCUUAAACUGAAAGUUGAGGACGUAUUCAACAUUCAUGUUCCUUCAAGAAGCAAGCUUGAAUUUCACAACUUUAGAGCACUUCAAUUUCAUACUUACUUUGAUAACAACAGAAGUUUGGGCUUGCGGGUUUAUGUACACUUGGAGAGUAUACAGUAUUGUUUGUUCGCAUGGUGAUGUCAUGAGUGGCAAAAUGAGAUAUAAGUGUGUUUUAUCUUGAAAAAGAAGUUGGGCAAGAGGUUACAACUUAAAGAGAGUAGACUGCUGGCGGAGAAGGAAGAGAUUGAACUUUGUAGGCGGGUGAAUUUGAAGUGUUCAUGCUGCAUUGGUAAGUUGUAUGAUGUUGUAGAAGUAGCUGUGAAGAAUGUCAUGUCCACUUGUCGCAAAAAUUGCAAAAGUAUAGACCAGAUAUGAGUUAUGUCAAACUAUGAUUUUCAAAGUAGUACUUGCACAUAUAUAUGUAUACGUCCAAAAAUGAGGUAUGACAAACUAUAAUUUUUAUUCUAAAAUAUUGCUUUAUUAGCUAAAGGCACUGAGCAUUCUUUUUGCUCAAACAAACUUAUCAUUUGCUAAUGAUACAAUCUGACUCUAUAGUCUUCUUUUCACGUAAUAAUGAGUGACUUACAAGUCUUGUGAUCCAAAGCCUGGCCAGCAACAACAAUGGAACAAACAACAGCUAAUAUUGAAAUGAUAGAGGCAGCAUACAUUGGGGAAGUACACAUCUGCAAUGGAAAAAAAAAAAAAAACAUUUUUCUCUCGUUACACCCAUCCUUAUGUGUCAAAAACCUGUUUUGUUAUCCUGAAUUAUCUUUUUUGUUAUAGACUUUUAUCAUCCCUUUCAUAUACUCACAUUCAAAUAGUUUUGAGUUUAUUUUGUGUAAUCUAAUCCGUUAUAAUUUGCCGAACUUCGAAUUAGAUCCAUUCUAUAUUCAGCUUAUGUAAUCUAAUCUGUUAUAAUUUUCCGAACAUGGAAUGGAUCUACUUGCCGGAGAGCUCUCACUUAUGUCUGCAAUUGCAGCUGGAUAGCUUGUUAAUUAAGAGUCACAUGAAAUAUAACCGAUCUACCAAAGAUGUCACCAAAGUUGCUUCAUGAGCUGGUGCGGACAUAGCCUUCAAACUAGACUUCAUUAAUAUAUGGUCCAUGUGAGGAGAUCAUAUUUUUGUCAAGUUGUACAGAAGAAAUUAAAUAAGACCAAGUUUGAUUCAUCUAUUUUUUGGGGAAAAAUAUCACUAGUGUUGUAGUUUGUCUCAAUUCAGGUUUUAGUCAAAAAAUAAACAUUAUUAUUCUGGUUAAUGCGUUGAUUUCAUUUUUGUAAUGAAUAUGUAUAUUUUAAAUGAUAAAAAAGUGAAGCCUUUUAUCAAUUAAGAGGCUUUUUCACUUGUCAUAGGGACUAUUUGUUGGUCUGCUAGUAGUGAGCUUAUUUACUUUUCAAUGCUUACUGUGUCAAUGUUUUCUGGAUUUUGUAGGUGGAUCACUUAGAAGAGGUCAAUGAGUAUUUACUUUUCAAUGCUUACUUGUGACAUAACAAUUAAAUUGUGUGUCCCACUCAUGUCUUUCAUAUAGUAAUCAUGUUGCAGUUUAGGUUUUAUAGAAUUCAGUCAUGGAAAGUAAUUAUUUGUACUUGUUGGCAAUAUCCAGAAGUAACUAAAAGUAGAAUGACUUAGUAUCUGUUGUUGAGUAGGUCUUCCUUAAUCUGUGUUGCUUAUUUUCCUUUUCAAGCAACUUACCACUUAUAACGUUUAUUGCUAAUUCGGUCUUUAGUUUUAGCCUAGAAAAAAGUAACUCUUACUCUUAAUAACGAAUAGUUUUCUCUCCUCUACAAGAUUAAUGCAUGUGUGUAACCUUUUCUUGAAAUAGGAUGAGGCUGAUUACAUGUUAUUUACUAAUUUCUCAUGGGGAAGGAUAAUACUAACAUUCUGAUGGAAUCAGGUACAUGUGACUUGUUCUGGUCAUGAUUCAUGAAGAGAAUGUUAAACAUGCAUCCUUAAAAGUUGCUUCAGUUCAGCAAAUGCAGGUUUGGGUAAAUGGUUUGAGCUUUAUCAUGAGGAUUGAUGCCUUAUGCCUAUAUCACUUAAAUGAGCCUGAGGUGGCAAAAUGUGAAAAAGGGUUGGCAUUAUUGCGGCUGAGCUGGAUGGUGGCCAGACAAAGUGGAGGAUGCUGAGUGUGAUUUUAAUGGAUAUAUGUUUUCUAUGAGGAACUAUGCAGGAAAUGAAGAGUCAUCUGUUGCUUUGUUCACCAAAGGUGACGGGUGCUAAGUGAGAAUUCUGUCAAGAUUUUAUAACUUGACUAUGUUUGGAUUUGUUGCUAUCAUGGAGGCAGGGCAGGUAUGGAUGUUGAAUCGACGAGGCUCGUCCAAAAUUAUAGAGAGGUGGUAUGGUGCUUUUUUGUGAUCGUUUUGUUAUAUAUAUAUAUAUACUGCACAGAUAUGGAGAGUGGUGGAUUUCCUGCAGUUUGUUUUGAACUGUUUUGGUCGAGGAAUUUUAUCUUGCAGUACAUGCACAUUAUACUGUUUUUGGUACGUUUUCUUUUUCUAUACUUAUGCGGAGGUUAUGUGGUUGGAUUUUGUUUUGAUUUUGAAAUGUAAUUAGAUUCUUUUGACGAGAGUGCGUGGUAUUCUUCCUACUAGAAGGUUUGAAGACUGACUCUUGAUGUCCACUUUACUGUAAUUCCACACCACUAUAUUAAAGCUGCUUUGGUUUUCUUC